UCUGAUCCUCCAACCACACUGUCAGCCCAACCACCAACUGAUCCAACAACCAGACCACCAACAACAUCACCCUCCAGUCCAACAAUUCAAGCAACAACUCGACCAGUCACAACAGUAGAGCCUUUAAACUGCCAAAAUGGUGGAUAUAAUAAUGGAUUCAACUGCACAUGUCUUGUUGGAUUCAGCGGACGUGUUUGUGAAUUUAUUGAAACUGUUCAGCCAGAUUCUUUCAACAGGUCAGUUAUUGUUAAUGUGGUGAUCAAUGAGAAAUUUCAUGACAAUUAUGAAGACAAAGACUCAUCUGAAUACAAGGAGUUCGUAGGAACUUUCACUAACCAGAUGGAAAAGUAUUACUUGGAAAAGAAGAUAGAAAACUUUAAAGAAGUAGUGGUAACUAGUGUCAGCCGCGCUGUGGUCAGAUUGUCAGCACUGAUGAACAUUGUGGAAAGAUUAUCAGCUGAAGCCAUGGAUUUCUACAGCAUGACGCCAAGAGCAGAAGGCGUUAGUGUCACACAUGAUGUGGUUUUGGUGAUUCCAAACGAUGUUAACUCUGAACAGCUCUAUGUGAACGACUUUGAGGCAGUUGAAAAGGCUGUUGCCGAGCUUACUAACUGCACAGAAGACUGUUUAUAUGAAAUCACAGUUCAACCCAUUGUCAAUACAACAGUGGCAGAUUUGGGAUCAAUAUGUGGUAGCUCUGUGGACAAUCCAGAUGUUGCUGAAUACUACGAAGCUGUGCCUGUUGAUGGAGUGAUCAAAUGUGUGACUGUGUGUAACCAUCUACAUCCACAUCCUAAAACAUGCUACAAUAAUGGAAGCUGUAAUGUGUACAUGAGCAUUGGACCUCUUUGCAAGUGUCAAAAUGUGAAUUCCACUUGGUACCUGAGUGAUGACUGUAGCUUCCCGAUACAGAGGACUGCUUUCUACGCAGGGUUAAGUGUAACCCUUGCUUUUCUGUUAAUGUCUGUGGGAGCCUUGACUGCAUACAUUCUGAUCAACAAACACAAGCAAACACAGAGAAGAGACAUUAAAAAGGUGACGGUGAAUGAUUGGCUGAAUGAGGACUUUAACUGGUCCAGAUCCAGCAACCCAAGUAACAGAUAUCAUGCUGGAGAUUACAGAAACCCUUCAUACACAGAAGAAGAAUCAGCUGUCGGAGAGGAGUGCACUGAUAACAGACAACCUGUACCUUUCUACCAGCUGACUCGAGAAUCGAGCCCAUCAGCAAGCAUGCACUCUCCUUCACGAACAGCACACAGACACGAUUCUCUACUUUCGGAUGCUCGAAACUUGCAGUCUGCCGGUUGGCCUCAACCGGAUAUAUCCGAACAGCCAAUGAGGAUAGGCAGGCCUCGGAUCAGGACUUCUUGGGAUGCCUGAGCUGUGUACUGAAAAUUGACAGUCUCAACUGUUGAUAAUGAUGACUUUCUUUGACCUAUUUUUGCUGCCUAAUAUAAGCAACUAAAUCUUUAUAACAUUGUUUGAUUUAAUUAUUGAUUUCUUUACUGCAAGCCAAAUUGUUAAUUUAUAUUUCAUAUUUCUGAUUCUGUUAUGAAUGCUACCUUUAUAAAGUUUCUAUUCUGCAUCUGUGUUGAGGCUGCUCUCGGAGAUGUACUGAUCCAUCUCGGUGCUUGUUUGUGAGCCUGUAGUAAGUGGUGAUGUUGCAUUAUAACAUGCACAAACAUGAGGGGCACAGAGUUUCAUGGUCCAGUGUGAAAGGUUUUGUGGCAUGGUGUAGUUCCAUUUACGACCCCCUUGCCUCACACUCCAGUUGCAAGCAAAACACAUUUUUCAACAAGGGCAUAAAUCAUCAGAACACCUGUUCCUUUCAAUAAAAUAAAAAGUAAAUAAAAAAGAAUAAAAUAAGGAUAACACAACAAUUCUUAUUUUUAGGUCAU
This is a messenger RNA of Morone saxatilis (striped sea-bass), 1898 nucleotides long. It is a transcript of the gene muc3a, whose product is annotated as mucin 3A, cell surface associated. Lineage: Eukaryota; Metazoa; Chordata; Actinopteri; Moronidae. The record is from RefSeq and is a predicted model, not a curated record.